AUGGCGGCGACCAAAUGAGAAUUUCCUACAUUGGGUGUACUUUUCUUAUCAUUUUCAUGGUUUACUGUUGACCAGGGGUAAACGAAUCCCCUUUGUUUGUGAAGGUGGGUGUCGUGUCCGCUGCCUUGUGCAUGAGCUGCCCCCGUAAUGCCCGCGUUGCUCGGCUAAGGAGGGUAUCUUUUCGGUGGGGAAUAAACCAUGGGGGCUCAGCAGGGCAAGGAAUCCAGAUCAAGUUCCGGAAAGUCCAAAAAGACAAAAGAGCCUCGGGUACCCUCUGGGAAUAUAUUUGCUGAGCACACUGGCUCUCUCCGGAUACACACAGAACACGGUCCAGAUGGCAUGAUAAAGAUUUCAGAGGCAUUGCUACAAAACCGGCCGCUCCCAGACGCCCCGCUUGACUCCCUAGGGGCAAAAUGGAUGUCCAAGGAGAACUUGCUGCUCAGUCAAAAUGAGGAGGACCCUAACUUGUUUGUGGCCCUCUAUGAUUUCCAGUCAGGGGGAGAGAACCAGCUUAGUAUUGUCAAGGGUGAGCAGAUGACAAUCCUGGGAUACAACCGUGGUGGGGAAUGGUGUGAGGUGAAGAACAAAGCCCAGGAAAUGGGUUGGGUGCCCAGUAACUACAUUGCUCCCGUCAACAGUCUGGACAAGUUCUCCUGGUACCACGGCCAGAUCUCACGCAAUGCCUCCGAGUACCUCCUCAGCAGUGGUAUCAACGGUAGCUUCCUGGUGAGAGAGAGCGAGAGCAGUCCAGGGCAGAGGUCGAUCUCUGUCAGGUAUGAGGGACGUGUCUAUCACUAUCGCAUCAGUGAGGACUCCGAAGGAAAGGUUUAUGUGACGGCAGAACAUAGAUUUAACACACUAGCUGAACUGGUUCAUCAUCACUCAAUCCACGCUGACGGCCUCAUCACAACCCUGCUGUAUCCCGCCCCCAAGAGAAAUAAGCCCACGGUGUUUGGCUUCAGCCCUGAACCAGAUCGCUGGGAAAUAGAGCGUACAGAGAUUGCUAUGAAGCACAGGCUAGGUGGAGGUCAGUAUGGAGAUGUGUAUGAGGCUGUGUGGAAGAGAUAUAACAAAACAGUGGCAGUUAAAACAUUAAAGGAAGACACGAUGGCAUUGAAAGACUUCUUAGAAGAGGCAGCUAUAAUGAAGGAGAUGAAGCACCCCAAUCUAGUCCAAUUGUUAGGUGUUUGUACGAGAGAGCCUCCAUUUUAUAUUUUAACGGAGUUUAUGACUCAUGGGAAUUUACUGGAUUUCUUGCGCACGAGUAACAAAGAGGAGUUAGGUCCAACUGUACUCAUGUACAUGGCCACACAGAUUGCCUCGGGCAUGGCUUACCUGGAGGCUAAGAUGUAUAUACACAGAGAUUUGGCUGCGCGGAACUGUCUGGUGGGGGAGAACCAUCUGGUGAAAGUGGCAGACUUCGGGCUGGCGCGACUAAUGAAGGACGACACCUACACGGCGCAUGCUGGGGCCAAGUUCCCCAUCAAGUGGACGGCACCAGAAGGACUUGCCUACAACCGCUUCUCCACCAGAUCGGAUGUCUGGGCAUUUGGUGUCCUCCUCUGGGAGCUGGCCACAUUUGGGAUGUCCCCAUACCCAGGGGUUGACCUGACGGAGGUGUAUCACCUGUUAGAGAGAGGGUACCGAAUGGAGAGGCCCGCGGGGUGCCCGGCUAAUGUAUACAACCUCAUGCUGAGAUGCUGGCAGUGGGACCUCAAAGAUAGGCCAACGUUCAAGGAAAUCCAUUACCAGUUAGAGAACAUGUUCCAGAACUCCAGCAUCAGUGAAGAGGUGGAGAAGGAACUUGAGAAAUCAAGUGAGAAGCGUCGUCCGCCAAACCUACCGUCCAAAAAGACGGGACGAGGCCAUAGCUUUGAAAGUGCUGAUGUGAGCGGAGAUGGGAGGAGUAGUGCUGGUCCAACUCCCCCAUCUUCUAGACGUGCCUUGCCAAUUCACGAAGACACUGAUUCUGUGCUAAGGCAAACCGCAGAUGUUUUAAAUCGCAAAUCUUCUAAAAAGAAAGCACCAACGCCGCCUAGAAGAACAACAUCCUUUAAGGACCAGCAUAGCUCAUGCCCUGAAAACCAGGACAUAGACUCUGAGCUUAAGAGCAAAAUUAAGAUGCAAAAAGUGAAAAUAGAGAGCAGGCCGUUGGCAGAGGAUGAAAGUGAAAAUCAUCAUCACCAUCAUGAUGCCAACGAUCACGAACAGGACUCGCUGACGACAGAAUUAGGUCAAGUCUUGAAAAAUAGGUUACAUGGUGGUUCCAGGAAGAUGUCUGGUUCACCAAAGCACCACCGUUACGCUGGUGAUAUAAGGGCACAAGAUGAUAGUGGGUAUUCAAGGAGCAGCAUGGAGAGUAUAGAGAGAAACAGGGGCGGAUCUGUGGCGGACACGGGUCUCAGGACAUUCGAAUCCUGCCCUGAGCGCAGUAGCGGCAGAAGGAACUUUCAUAUGCAUCCUGUACCAAGUGCUAGGUUUCUUGGUAAGGAGUCCAAAUCUGACCGCGUGAAGGUGGACAAAGAGACGAGCACCAGUGAAGAAAGUAUUGACAAGCAGCAGGGGAUAGGUGGGAAGUACCCCCGGGUACCGCUGCCUUUCCCACACAAAUCUGUGAGCUUAAAGAAAGCAAAGACUUUCCCUGACGCCGAGAACGGCGCAGAAAGACUUCUGGACAGUCCUCGCUUAGCCACUCUGGACAUGACCAAUGUGAAACAAGCAAUAAAUAGAUACGGGACCAUCCCUAAGGGUGCUCGCAUCGGGGCUUAUCUAGCAUCCAUGACGGAGAGUCACGAGGAUGACUUAGGGCGCGAUAAGCACCCAGAGGAGGUGGAUUCUGGCACGGACACUGCCAGUAUCUCCUCUUGCCCUCCUAUACAUAUUCCAGAUCACAAUACCCAGACUGAAACCGCUGCUGCUGCUGCGGCAGAGCAGGACAAAUCCGACAGGACAGGAGCAGGAGAUGAAAAGGGUAUCACUCUCGAGCCAAAUCUAAAACCGUCAGCUUUUGCGAGGUCUCAGUCUAGCCACGGUUUGUCGGAGAUUGCCAAACCGGCGUAUUCGGGCGUGUUACAGCGUCACAAGUCAGACCUCACCCAGAGCAAGUCCAGCCCUACCGGCCAGAAGGGAGAGCUGUCUACCUUUAGGGGAGAAGGGAACAACUCAAAACAGUGGAUUGGCGAGUCUGCGGACGAGGGUCAUCAGAAGACUGCCAUGGCGGACACGGUUAGCGAGUCGAGACCCAAGCCAAGCCCGAGGAUGAGUAGAUCACAUCUAGAGAAUACGGAGGUGGAGAAGGUGCAGUUGAUGGAACAUCAAGUCAUCCUGAAGCACUUUCCUCCCCGCCAUCCUUCCACUUCUUCAGAGGAGCCCAACAUGGAAACCAAGAGCUUGUCCUCCAGCGACAACACACCUGAGAGGCUCGGUGGCAAGUCGGUGUUUCCCCCGCACCUGAAGACCAGCCAUGGCAUCCUCCCGCCCCCGCCGCAACGCGGCAUGGAGAACAACACCAAUAAUACCGAGUCACAUGCAGGCGAGUCUGUGAUAAAAUCAAGCAAGGUUCAACAAGCGAACGAUACGAAGUUCCCACCGCCGAGACCGCCUUGGCCCCCCAAGCAAGACGCUUCUGAGCUGGAUGGCCAAAACCAGCAGUCCAGCGCGGAGCAACACGGGAACAAAGAGGAAGACAUUUCCAAAUUGCCCUUCAAACUGAAGUCUGUUGGCAAUCACGCGACCACGGAAGCCUCUCCCAGCAUUACCGCGCCUCCUGGUGCCGACGUAGGCAAGAAACCGUCUCGAUUUUCCAAGGAAGGCAAGUUGGACUCGCCGACGUCGGCAGAGUCACCGCCAAUCAAGGCGUCUCCGACAAACGCCAAACCUGGUGGGCGCGAACAAGCCAUUUAUACACCGGUGAUCCCUCUGCAAAAGAAUGCCCUGGCCAGUCUGCCCAAUUCGACGACAGAUGGCGCUGGCAACGGUACUAGUCAUGUGAUAUCCGGUGCCACGAACUCAGAGUCUGAAACCGACGAACUGUCCAAAGAGGUUAUAGUGGAGGCUUCAGAUCAGCUGAAAUCCUAUAUCGAAUCUCUUGCCACGAAAGGUGCAAAGACAAGCACGAAUUUCAUGCUGCUUUCUGAACAGGUGCAAUCGUUUUACAACCUCUGUUCCCAGUUUAUUGACACUUUGCCGCCUCAUGCAAAAUUCCACACUCGUGAACUGCUGUCUCGCUUGCAGUCAUACGGUCAGAACUUAAAGACUUUCUCUACGAGUAACCCUUCGAGUGGUACGAAACUGUUAGACGACAUACAGAGUACUAAUCAAGAGGUUUUACACGUGCUGCAGAGGUAGUCUGGAGCCCUAACUGUGCAUACAUAUACCCACAUAUAAUAACUAUUAUUAUUUGAUGUCCAACGUUGCGUUUUGUGAUUUACUUAUUAUUAUUAUGUUCUCUUUUUACCAUGGGGUUUGUCGUCACUUUCAGUUGCAAUACGUGUAUAGCUGUCCAUUGGAAUGUUAACGUACGCGAGCUCUCUGCCUGAACAAGCUGAAGGUGUGAGACCAGCUCAGUGCCUGAACCAGCUGAAGGUGUGAGAAUAUUCCUGCCGGGCAUCCCACUGAGUAGAGUGUACAAUAUAAAACUAAAGUGUCUUCUUUCUUAUUUCGAGCCGUUGCCAAACUGGGGGCACUACAACUCCAUCCGCAUGAUGUAAAUGUAGACCAUCUAAAUAUAUACAUAUAUAGAUACAUGUUAUAAAAGUUUCCAGUAUAG
Molecule: messenger RNA, 4768 nt
Organism: Liolophura sinensis
Lineage: Eukaryota; Metazoa; Mollusca; Polyplacophora; Chitonida; Chitonidae
Product: tyrosine-protein kinase Abl-like
Exons: 13
Coding region: 199-4347 (1382 amino acids)
Biological process (GO): protein phosphorylation
Molecular function (GO): ATP binding; non-membrane spanning protein tyrosine kinase activity; protein binding
Source: RefSeq, a predicted model, not a curated record